AUGACUCUCUCGUCCUCACAAUUGCGACUAAUCUCUACUAUUGGUAUGGGAGUCUUGGUCGGCACCUCCUUAAUAGUUAUCAUUCCAGAAGGGAUUGAAACUGUGUACAGUGCAGGAUUGGGGGGGCACUCAGAUCUGCGACGUGGUCUACACAUACGAGAAAAUGGAAGUUUGAUGCGCUGGGCGCCGACGCCUGCGGUUGCCCACAGGGCGGAAGAUCAACUUGAUCGAUCGCUAGGAGCUGGAGAUACGGUCAUACCUGCAGUGAUCGAAAUUAAGAACGAAGCAACGCCAACCUCACCGACCGUGACCAGAGAAAACCCCCAUGGGAAAACAGAAGAGACAUCACCUAACCACCAAGACAAAGAGGAACAUCACGAAAACGACCCGCCGACGUUCUAUAUAGGGCUGUCUCUUAUAUUGGGAUUUGUCCUCAUGUUUCUCGUCGACAAGCUGCCAAGGCAUGCAUCCGAUAAUCUACAAUCAACUCCAACGCCUAGACAUAUAUCCCUUGAUAACCUAUCACGAGGUCUUCACUCAUCGUCGACUCUUUCCCUAGAAGACGGAGAAUCGGAAAGUUUUCUUCAGGCAAUUGCUCCUACUCCCAAACAAAGUCGCAGUUUGGCUACUACAACUGGCCUCGUGAUCCAUGCAGCGGCAGAUGGAGUUGCUAUGGGGGCUUCGGCGUCAUCAGCGAGGACCAGCCUUGGAUUUAUCGUUUUCAUUGCGAUUCUCGUACAUAAGGCACCUGCUGCCUUCGGCCUCACAUCUGUCCUGUUGAAGCAGGGACUUUCAAAACGUGCCGCACGUGGCCAUCUGAUCAUCUUCAGCUUGGCAUCGCCAGUUGGCGCACUUAGUACUUGGUUGCUGGUUAACCUCCUAGGAGGUGGACAGCUUACUGGAGAAAAGGGUCAAUGGUGGACUGGAAUGUUGUUAUUGUUUUCUGCAGGCACAUUUCUAUACGUUGCAAUGCAUGCCAUGCAAGAAGAUUCGGCGCACGAGUCGUCGAGCGCUAACGGAUAUGGUGAAAGCAACGGGCUGCAGAGGAAGCAGGCCAAACCCCAAAUGAAGGAUACGCUUGCUGCUGUGGGUGGGAUGUUGAUUCCCCUUCUUACACAACUUGGCCACCACCAUUGA
Amorphotheca resinae ATCC 22711 is the source of this 1137-nucleotide messenger RNA. RefSeq lists its product as hypothetical. The transcript has 2 exons. The coding region runs from base 1 to 1137 and encodes 378 amino acids. Gene Ontology annotation, cellular component: membrane. Gene Ontology annotation, molecular function: metal ion transmembrane transporter activity. NCBI's taxonomy places the organism in Eukaryota, Fungi, Ascomycota, Leotiomycetes, Helotiales, Amorphothecaceae. Gene Ontology annotation, biological process: zinc ion transport; transmembrane transport. The record is from RefSeq and is a predicted model, not a curated record.